UCUGACAUCCGACAAUCAGUAACGACAAACCUCAUUGAAGGAAAUAUAACAUACCGCGAUUGAACAUAAUAUGUAUCAUUGAUCAUUUAAUUAUUUCUUGUGUUAACUAACGCUUAAUUUUUUUCCCUUUGGUGCAGCGAAUUGAUUAGAUAGAAGAUUUGUAUUGCAGGAUUUCUUAGAAGAAAUUAACAUGAUUCGACAGAGAUGUAUAAGUUUUAUUAUUUUAACACUGUUUAUUACUUGCGUUUUUAGUGAAAACAAGUAUAGUCGUUCAUCUAACGAAAAGAAGAUAAAUGAUGUCAAUUUUAGAACACUGGAAAAGCCAUUUAGAAUGAAUAAAUUGAAUAUUGUUUGGAUAAAAGCGCAACAGCGCUUAACAGAACCGAAAUUAAAAUCGCUAUACAGUGAUUUAAUGAUUCAAGACAAAGAAGAAAUUACUUAUAAGAGAGUUAAAAGCGAAGGAGGAGAUAAAGAAGGUCUGAAAGAAGCAGAGUUGCGGCGUAAAUUAACGAACAUUAUGUCUGUGUAUGGUCUACUAGAAAAUUUUGAAGAAGUACCUGAAAGGCAAAAACAAGAUCCAGCGUACAACUCUGCAAUGGAUGGAUAUAUCAAUAAGAGCCUUUUUAAAGAUAAAAAACUCAACAUGCUCUGGGCUAAAGCCGAGGCUUCUGGAUUUACGAGUGAAGAGUUAUCAGCUUUAAGAGAAGAAUUUAUGCAUCAUCAGGAAAAAAUAGAUCAAUACCAUGAUUUGUUAGUUAAUAUGGAGACAAUUGAUUCAGAAGCUCACAAAAAUGCAGUAGAUGAUGAAGAAAUUGAUAAGUUUAAUGAAAUUAAUUAUGAGAAAGACAAUGGAGAGAAUCUUAGUAAAGAUUUUGUCAAUAGAGCUAAUUUAGUCAGAGAAAAGCACAGAGGUUUGAGAGACGGUUAUGACAGGUUACAGAGGAUUGCUGCUAAAGGACCAAAUAAUAAAGAAUUUAUUGAGCCAAAAGUUCAAGGAUUAUGGCGUAUCGCAGCAGCUGCUAAUUUUACUGUUGAAGAAUUGGCAUCAUUAAAAGUUGAACUUCAACAUUAUGAAUCUCGUCUUUUAAAACUGCGCACAUUACACGCAGACCAAGUAAGCAAUUAUGAAAAACAUCAUAGUAAGAUUGCAGCCGCCGGUGACAAGAUGGACCACUUCGCUGACCAGCAGCAAAUGUUAAAGAAACACACUCGAAAGGUGGAGAAGUUGCACGCAGAUCUCGAAAGCAGGAUCUUGGCACGACACACUGAACUAUAAUAUAAUGCUGGAAAAUUUUCAUGCUUUUCUUUUCGUAAGUUUGUCAAAGAAAAGAGAAAAAAAUCUAUUUGAGAAUUUGUUCUUAUUUAAGUUAUUUUUCAUAAUAUAUUAUAUUUUUACAAUUGUUCCUUUUGAUAAGUUUACAAUAUAAGUAAGAAUCUCUAAGGUUUUAUUUUAACUAUUAAAUCUGAUGAAAAUUUA
This is a messenger RNA of Vanessa atalanta (red admiral), 1477 nucleotides long. Its product is annotated as alpha-2-macroglobulin receptor-associated protein. The transcript has 7 exons. The coding region runs from base 191 to 1276 and encodes 361 amino acids. Gene Ontology annotation, biological process: regulation of receptor-mediated endocytosis. Gene Ontology annotation, cellular component: endomembrane system; endoplasmic reticulum. Gene Ontology annotation, molecular function: heparin binding; low-density lipoprotein particle receptor binding; receptor antagonist activity. The record is from RefSeq and is a predicted model, not a curated record. NCBI's taxonomy places the organism in Eukaryota, Metazoa, Arthropoda, Insecta, Lepidoptera, Nymphalidae.